Lepisosteus oculatus (spotted gar) is the source of this 896-nucleotide messenger RNA. It is a transcript of the gene sarnp, whose product is annotated as SAP domain containing ribonucleoprotein. Gene Ontology annotation, biological process: poly(A)+ mRNA export from nucleus. Gene Ontology annotation, cellular component: nucleus. The record is from RefSeq and is a predicted model, not a curated record. NCBI's taxonomy places the organism in Eukaryota, Metazoa, Chordata, Actinopteri, Semionotiformes, Lepisosteidae.
CAGCGUCACUAACGCUGCAGUAAAGUCGAACGUGAUUGGCUGUUUGUGAAGCAGCCGGAGAAGCAUUGAUUCAAGAUGGCCGAGGUAGUGGAGCUUCAUAAACUUAAGCUAGCUGAGCUGAAGCAGGAGUGUGCAGCUCGGGGUCUGGAGGUCAAAGGUAACAAAAGUGAUCUGAUCAGCCGGCUGCAGGCUUACCUGGAGGAGCACGCUGAGGAAGAGGUGAAUGAAGAGGAGGUACUUAGGGAGGAAGCAGAGGAGGAAGUGCCCAAAGCAGAGGAUCCUCCCCCAGAGAAGCCAGCGAGGCAGCUGACUCCUGAGCCUGUGCAAGAGACAGUGGAGAAGAAGGUGGUGAAGAUUUCUCCGCCAGUCUCUCUGGAUGAGAGGCUGCAGAAGAGGGCAGAGCGCUUCAACGUGCCUGCGACCGGCGAGAGCAAGAAGGCCGCCCGCGCUGCCAGGUUCGGUUUACCUAUCGUUCCUCCAACCGGGACUUCGGCGAGCAGCAAGCCAGCUGUCAACGUUGAUGUACUGAAAAAGAGAGCUCAGAGGUUCGGCAUGAAUGUCUCAUCCCUCUCCAAGAAGGUAGAGGAGGAUGAAAAACUCAAGAAGAGGAAGGAGAGGUUUGGGAUCGUCACAGGCGCUGCUGCAGCGGUGGAUGACGUAGAGGCAAAGAAGAGAAAGAGAGCAGAGAGAUUUGGAAACGUGUGACAUUAUCAUGGUUCUAAAAGUGUUUUCUUUUAAAAAAUCUUCUUCCAUUUUUUGUACUUUUUAACUUGUACUUUUUAUGUUCAUUUUUUUAAACAUGGCUACUCCAAGCCAGGAAUUUUCAACCACAUAAAAUGUACGCUGUAAUUUCAGAAUGUGACACUUUGUAAAUUAAAGGUGGAACCUUUUUUCCA